Molecule: messenger RNA, 4183 nt
Organism: Calidris pugnax (ruff)
Lineage: Eukaryota; Metazoa; Chordata; Aves; Charadriiformes; Scolopacidae
Gene: KIF11
Product: kinesin family member 11
Exons: 22
Coding region: 107-3307 (1066 amino acids)
Biological process (GO): microtubule-based movement; mitotic spindle assembly
Cellular component (GO): spindle microtubule; nucleus
Molecular function (GO): microtubule binding; ATP binding; plus-end-directed microtubule motor activity
Source: RefSeq, a predicted model, not a curated record
AGGCGAGCGGUGAGCGGUUGGCUCGAGCCCCGGAGCAGCGCGUCCGGCGCUUCGCCUCUCUCCCGAGUCCCCCCCCCGGCAGGUUUCGCGCGUCCGCCCGCCCGCCAUGGCUUCCCUCGGCUCCCAGGGCGGCGGCGCUAAGAAGGAGGAGAAGGGCAAGAACAUCCAGGUGGUGGUUCGGUGCAGGCCUUUUAAUGCCUCAGAACGCAAAGCAAGCUCCUAUGCUGUUGUAGACUGUGACCAAGCAAGAAAGGAAGUCAGUGUCCGCACCGGAGGAGUGACCGAUAAGACGUCAAGGAAGACUUACACGUUUGAUAUGGUUUUUGGAGCUCAGGCAAAGCAGAUUGAUGUAUACCGGAGCGUGGUGUGUCCCAUUUUGGAUGAAGUUAUUAUGGGCUACAACUGUACAGUGUUUGCUUAUGGCCAAACUGGUACUGGCAAGACCUUCACGAUGGAAGGAGAGCGGUCACCCAAUGAGGAAUAUACUUGGGAAGAGGAUCCACUAGCAGGUAUAAUACCCCGUACACUGCAUCAAAUAUUUGAAAAACUCACAGAGAAUGGUACUGAAUUUUCAGUCAAAGUCUCUCUUCUGGAAAUCUAUAAUGAGGAGCUUUUUGAUCUUCUGAAUCCUACUCCUGAUGUUGGAGAAAGACUACAGAUGUUUGAUGACCCUCGAAACAAGAGGGGUGUAAUUAUUAAAGGCUUGGAAGAAGUAACUGUACACAACAAAAAUGAAGUCUACCAAAUCCUGGAAAGGGGUGCAGCAAAAAGAACAACUGCAGCUACUUACUUGAAUGCAUAUUCAAGCCGUUCCCACUCUGUGUUUUCGAUUACCAUCCAUAUGAAAGAAACAACAGUAGAUGGAGAAGAACUUGUUAAGAUUGGGAAGCUAAACUUGGUUGAUCUUGCAGGAAGUGAAAACAUUGGUCGGUCUGGGGCAGUUGACAAAAGAGCUCGUGAAGCUGGAAAUAUCAAUCAGUCUCUCCUGACACUAGGGAGAGUUAUUACUGCUCUAGUAGAAAGAGCCCCACACAUUCCAUACAGGGAAUCUAAACUCACAAGAAUCCUUCAAGACUCUCUUGGAGGACGAACGAAAACAUCAAUAAUUGCCACAGUUUCUCCUGCAUCUAUAAAUCUUGAGGAAACACUGAGUACACUGGAGUAUGCCCAUAGAGCAAAGAACAUAAUGAACAAGCCUGAAGUUAAUCAGAAGCUAACAAAAAAAGCUCUUAUUAAGGAAUACACUGAAGAGAUUGAGCGCCUGAAGCGAGACCUUGCUGCUGCACGAGAAAAAAAUGGAGUCUAUAUUUCCCUUGAAAAUUAUGAAGCCCUUAAUGGGAAAUUGACAGUUCAGGAAGAACAAAUUGCAGAGUAUAUUGACAAAAUCAGCAUCAUGGAGGAAGAAAUGAAAAGGAUCACUGAACUAUUCACAGUUAGUAAAAAUGAACUUGAACAGUGUAAAACAGAUCUGCAAAUGAAGGAGAAAGAACUGGAAGAAACACAGAAAGAUCUGCACGAAACCAAGGUUCAUCUGGCUGAAGAAGAAUAUGUGGUUUCAGCUUUGGAAAACACUGAACAAAAACUUCAUGGCACGGCUAGCAAGUUACUUAGUACAGUUGAAGAAACCACAAAAGAUGUGUCUGGUCUGCAUGCGAAACUGGACCGUAAGAAGGCUGUUGAUCAACACAAUGCUGUCGUCCAAAACAGAUUUGCAGGACAAAUGAAUGUUUUGUUCAACAAAAUACAAGAUUCGGUUAGUGAAAACAGUUUGAAGCAGCAACAGAUGUUGACAUCUUACACAAAUUUUAUAGGUGACCUUCUGUCUACCAGUUCUUCAGCAGCUAAUAUUCUUGCAUCAGCUGUAGCAGCAUCUUUUGCCUCUGUUAAAGAAUUGGUGUCUGCUGAAGUUUCUCGCAUGUCUGAAAAAAUAGCAGAACAUGAGAAUCUGUCACUUGGUUGUAAAGCUGAGCUGCUGGAAUUAAUUGAGGAACAUACAUCUGGAUUAGGAAGAGCUUUAAAUAGCUUGACACCAAUGGUAGAAUUUGUCUUGGGGCUAAACUGUCAGUUUCAGAGUAACAUGAAGAAAUAUUCUAGUGUGGCUGACAAGAUGGAAGAUCAUAAAAGGGAAAUGGAUGCCUUCUUUGGAGAUCUUUCUCUCACUCUGAAAAAAUUACAGGAAGAAACAACCAGUGCUUUUGCUCAGCUUCAGAAUGAUUGCGAGAACUUAAAAGAAGAAGUGGAAGUGACGAGGUUGGCACAUACAAAGAGUGCAGCUGGAUUAAUGUCGUUGCUGCAAAGCCAGCUUGAGCUGUUUGCUCAGGAGACUCAGAAGAACUUAACCAACGUACUUGCAAAAAAUGGAAGUGUGAAGACCACCAUUGCUGCUGUGCAAGAAGAUGUUCACUUGAAAACUACAAAGCUAGUCAGCAGUACAACUUCCAAUCACAGCAAAUUUAUUGCAUCUCUGGAUAAUUUCUCUCAAGAGCUCAGAAUCAUAAAUAAUGAAAACAAAAUGAUGCUGGAAGAAUCCACUGACCACUGUCAACAACUUCUCAGCAAUCUCAAAAAUGUGUCUCUGGAUACUGAUAAAUGGGGUGAAUUUACAAGUGCUCAGGUGGUUAACUUUGCUGAUCGGCAGCUGUCGUCUUUCACUGAUGACAAAGAGCAACUUCGGUGUUUACAAAAGGAAAAUGAAGAAAACUGCAAUAAAGCAGUAGCUGAAAUUGCUGACCAUAUUGGUAGACAAAAGGCUGCUGAGGAGAAGGUACUAAAUGGCCUUCUUGAUCAGAUAAAGGUUGAUCAGGAGAUAGGUCUGGAGCAGAAGCUGGCACUUAAUGACGAAGCACAGCAUGGACUGACUCAGGUUAAUGCUUUCCUGCAAGAGGACCUUAAAGUGGAUACUCCAACAGGGACAACUCCACAGAGAAGAGACUACUUCUAUCCAGUCACGCUUGUGAGAACAGAACCCCGGGAACUUCUACUAGAGCAAUUAAGGCAAAACCAAUCAAAGCUCAAUAAUAUGCUAAACGGUGUGACAGGGGAGGUGGAAGAGGAUGCAGAUCAGGACCUGUUGGAAGAUGAGGAAGUGCUGCGAGGAUCCUGUGAAAGCCUUGCUAGUGACAAAUCCUUCAUGGAUGCAAACGUAUGCUGCCACACAAAUGGUGGCAUUCCCUUUUUCCAGCACAAACGGAAUCACAAAAAGGAUAAAGAGAACAGAUCUGCAGCUACAGUGGAGAAGAACAAAAUAGAGGAUAUGACAGAACAGUUUCUUCCCAAAUCUAAGCCUCCUUUGAGAUCACUGAACUAAGAUGUACCCACUGCAGAUCCUUGUUUAGAAAUACUUGUCUCAUUGUCUACUGAGCCAUGGCUUUCACUGGUUAUUCUUGGUCUUCGUAUAUACUGAUAUAUUGAUGGGAGGUUGGAUCAAAAGAUUGGCCUGCCGGAUGUCCUGCCUUUGUCCCAUUCUCAUAUGCUAUAGCUUGCAAAGUGUUAACAGACUUUUUUAAAAAAAUACAAAACAAAACCCUGCAGAUUAUGGUGCUGUAUGUUAAAUAGAUUUUUAUGUUGUCAAGUAAGAGAUCCUUUUCUGUUUCUCAGUAAAUUUAGAACAGAGCAGAAAGGGAUGUGGAAAAAUGCUUUGUCAGCAUUACCAGCUACCAUUUUAUUUUUUAAUUAACUGUAAAUAAGUGUUCUGGUUUUGUACCUGCUUUUUAGUCUGAUUCCUGUUUCUAUGAAGUAGAUAGCUCUCUUUUGACUGGGAUACCUCCAAUAAAUCAUUGAUUAUGUGGGAGAAAAAACUGUAUAAGGACCUCCUUUGGAGCAGGACAAGCUCACGUGACUUUCAUCUUGUAUUUCCAGGUUUAAUUUAGCUAAAACAUUAGUAGCUAUGUCAUAAGUCUUGUGCUGUCAGAAAAGGAUUGUUUCUUCCCUUAUUUCAUAACAGACAAUUGCUUUAUUUUGGUGCCUCUUCAGUACAUGAAAGCUAGCCUCACUGCUGGGUUUUGGGUUGUUGGCUUGUUUUUGUUUUGAACCCCGCUGUUCUAUCUUCCUCUUGACUUGCAGCUGUGAUAUCUUGCCUUGGAUAUGAUUUUGUCAACCACAGCUGACGUAUUAUAAACUGGCAGCGUUUCUUUUGAGAUGUAGAUACUUGACAUUAAAACAUGCAAACCUGGUUACAAAUCCA